AUGCGCACUCGACCGAACAUUAUCUUAUUUGCUUUAAGUAGCAUCAUAUAUCGUUGUCCAGGUUCCGUCUUCCUCGCUGUAACUCUCAAACGUGGUUCCUUCAACGCUGUCGGCUGUAUCCUUGCAGAGCUGUGCGCUCGAAAGCCGCUGUUUCCUGGUGACUCUGAGAUUGAUGAGAUUUUUAAAAUCUUCCGCACACUGGGCACUCCUACGGAAGACGUCUUGCCUGGCGUUACCUCGCACCGGGAUUUUAAGUCCUCGUUUCCUAAGUGGCAACGUAACUACGACCAGGCUCUCUGCAAUAACCUCAACAAAGCAGGCCUCGAACUUCUCGAUAUGACGCUGAUCUACGAUCCGGCUAGACGUAUUUCGGCUAAACAGGCCUGCAACCACCGUUACUUUGAGGGCUUCCUUGCAUAG
Messenger RNA from Fusarium keratoplasticum, 420 nucleotides. RefSeq names its product CMGC/CDK/CDC2 protein kinase. The transcript has 3 exons. Gene Ontology annotation, biological process: G1/S transition of mitotic cell cycle; regulation of G2/M transition of mitotic cell cycle; signal transduction. Gene Ontology annotation, cellular component: cyclin-dependent protein kinase holoenzyme complex; nucleus; cytoplasm. The record is from RefSeq and is a predicted model, not a curated record. The coding region runs from base 1 to 420 and encodes 139 amino acids. Gene Ontology annotation, molecular function: ATP binding; cyclin binding; cyclin-dependent protein serine/threonine kinase activity. NCBI's taxonomy places the organism in Eukaryota, Fungi, Ascomycota, Sordariomycetes, Hypocreales, Nectriaceae.